CUUGAGUACCUAUUAGUUACUACACCAUUAUUGGAGACGGUAGUGUUUAGUUUUCGUGUUGCUUGGGUUUUGUUUUCUUCACUCUUUCACUUCUUCCUUGCUUCGUUCCGAAAACGCUUUCUCCUUUCAGUGAGUUGAGUUUAUGAUGGGGGGAAGUUAUGUUGAAGAUGAUUGGGAAUUUGCGUCGUCCUCAUCGACAGCUAGUGAGGUUCCGAUAUUAUCUAAGGAGGUUCGGACAGUGGUUUUAGUUGGACGUACUGGCAAUGGGAAGAGUGCAACUGGUAAUAGUAUUCUUGGAGAUAAGGUCUUUAAGUCAAGGGCUAGCUCGUCCGGUGUUACCGCCUCUUGUGAAAUGCAGACAGCUGAGUUGAAUAAUGGUGGACUGAUUGUCAAUGUUAUUGACACUCCAGGAUUAUUUGACGUUUCUAUUGAAUCUGAGUUUAUUGGGAAAGAAAUAGUCAAGUGCAUUGACUUUGCUAAGGACGGUAUCCAUGCUAUCCUUGUAGUGUUAUCUGUUAGAUCACGAUUUAGUGAGGAAGAAGAAAAUGCUCUGCGUAGUUUGCGAACAUUAUUUGGAAGCAAAAUUGUUGACUACAUGAUUGUGGUCUUCACGGGAGGAGAUGAUUUAGAAGAUAAUGACGAGACACUGGACGAUUAUUUGGGCCGUGAAUGUCCAGAGACUUUAAAGGAAUUCCUUACUUUGUGUGGGAAUCGUUGUGUUCUCUUUGACAACAAGACAAAGGAUGAAAAGAAGCAAUCUGAACAAGUUCAACGACUUCUCUCUUUUGUAAACACGGUAGUAUCAAACAAUGAUGGGCGUCCUUAUACAGAUGAGUUAUUUACUGAAUUAAAGAAAGGAGCAAUGAAACUGCACCGUGAUCAAAGGAAGGUUGAUUCCAUGGAAGGAUACUCAGAAGCACAAAUAUCAGGGUUUAAAAAGCUUAUGCAACAAUCAUAUGAUGACCAGCUAAAACAAAUUACUGAGAUGAUUGAGUCAAAGUUGAAGGAGGCAACUACAAGGCUUGAGAAACAAUUGGCAGAAGAGCACAUUGCAAGACUAAAAGCAGAAGCUGGUGCAAAGAUAGCUCAAAAGAAAUCAGACGAAGAAAUACGAAAACUAAGAGAGCAUCUUGAUAAGGCUCAUGAAGAACUCCGCAACCGAGGUGGCGGCGGAUGUACCAUUCUGUGAUCAUAGCCACUUCAAAGUUUCAAAAAGUUUAAUUUUUCUUUUGAAUCGUGACAUCUUGCUGCUUUUCUUAGUACUUUGUGUAUAAAUAAAUGCCGCGACUACUGUGCACUUAUUGUUAUUCUGUGUUGAUAUCGCAUGUUAUGGAUUGAAGAUCUUUUCUAUUCUGGAUUACACUCCUCUAUUUUAAUACGCUUAUAUUAAUUUUAUAUACCAUUAAUAAGGCUAUUUAUUCUUGCUA
Messenger RNA from Trifolium pratense (red clover), 1427 nucleotides. RefSeq names its product immune-associated nucleotide-binding protein 9-like. Lineage: Eukaryota; Viridiplantae; Streptophyta; Magnoliopsida; Fabales; Fabaceae. Gene Ontology annotation, molecular function: GTP binding. Bases 143 to 1189 code for a protein of 348 amino acids. The record is from RefSeq and is a predicted model, not a curated record. The transcript is spliced from 6 exons.